This is a messenger RNA of Chrysoperla carnea, 2625 nucleotides long. RefSeq names its product zinc finger protein 2 homolog. The transcript is spliced from 6 exons. Gene Ontology annotation, biological process: regulation of transcription by RNA polymerase II. Gene Ontology annotation, molecular function: DNA-binding transcription factor activity; RNA polymerase II cis-regulatory region sequence-specific DNA binding; zinc ion binding. NCBI's taxonomy places the organism in Eukaryota, Metazoa, Arthropoda, Insecta, Neuroptera, Chrysopidae. The coding region runs from base 48 to 1778 and encodes 576 amino acids. Gene Ontology annotation, cellular component: nucleus. The record is from RefSeq and is a predicted model, not a curated record.
UAAAGAAAUUACUUGACGUUUGUGUCUUCUAAAUUAUAUUUUCCAAGAUGGAAUUAAAUCCCUUACAAGCUCCACUCCAAUUAGAACGAAUUUGUAGAGCUUGUUUAUCUGAGAGAAGUGAUAUGAGACCACUUUUUGGCGCUUGUCUUGACGAAAUGCUUGUAUCUUUUGCAGGUAUUCAAGUUGCUGAAGGUGAUGGUUUACCAAAUUUAAUGUGUGUUCAAUGUAUUUUACAAUGUAGUCGAGCUUAUACGUUUAAACAACUUUGUGAAAAGUCUGAUAGAACUUUACGGCAGUAUACUUCACCAGAAUUUCAGGCACAGCUAGCAGAAACUUUACAAGAAGCUACACAACCAACCGAAGAAAAUAAAGAUGAGCUUGAUGAUCAAGUCGUGUCUUUUAGCGCCGAUCAAAUCACGAAUGUGGUUGUUCAAAUAGCAAAUAUUGAAAAUGAUGAUACUCAACAAUUGACCGAGGAAUAUGUAGAAUAUGAGAUGCCAGUCAAACAGGAAUUAUAUGAAAUUAAAUUAGAGGGUGAUUUAAACCAACAUAAUAUAACAACCGUUACAAAUAAUCAACAAAUUGAUGAUAACCAUUGCAACGAAGUGGUUAUUUUAGAAGAAAAUCAUCAACCAUCAAAUCAAGAUGUAACGAAGCAGCGGUAUCAAUGCAAUAAAUGUAAUGAAUCGUUUGCAUUACGAGUCGAUUAUAAGGUUCAUAUGAUGUCCCAUCCAAAAGAAUUAGAUUAUGUUUGCGAGGUAUGUAACAAAGCAUUUCCCGAAGCACGCAUUUUGAAACGUCAUUUAAAAAUUCACAUGGAAAAUAAACCGCACAAAUGUGAUAAAUGUAACAUGUCAUUCGCUGAAAGUUCCAAUUUAAGUAAGCAUAAAAAGAAACACACCGGUGAACUGCGUAACAUAAAAGGAAAGCCACAUUUGUGUUCAGUUUGUGGGCGUGCAUUCAAAUGGGCGUCAAGUUUAUCCAAACAUAUGAAAUACCAUACAGGACAUAAAUUAUUAAGUUGUAAACAUUGUGCCAAACAAUAUGUAGAAGCGAGAAGUUUACGAAUACAUUUACGUUCGCACACUGGAGAACGGCCUUUUGUUUGUACAAUUUGUCAGAAAGGUUUUACACAGUUGUGUAACUUGGAGAAACAUGUUCGUAUUCAUACUGGAGAAAAACCGUAUUUAUGUAAUAUUUGCGGGAAAGGUUUUACACAAUCGGGAUAUGUGGCAAUUCAUAUGCGUACGCAUACUGGGGAAAAACCUUACAAGUGUUUGAUUUGUGGGCGUGCUUUUGCUGGAUCGAAUACCUUAGCAAUACAUGUUCGUACACAUACAGGUGAAAGACCUUUCCGUUGUAACAUAUGUGGUAAAUCAUUCAGUCGUCAUGAAUCAUUAAACAUCCAUACUAGAUCGCACACAGGACAUAAACCACAUGUAUGCGGUGUUUGUCAUAAAGCAUUUGCAUCAUCAGGUCAUCUAAAUGGUCAUAUGCGUAGCCAUACUGGUGACAAACCACAUGAGUGUGUUGCAUGUGGUAAACGAUUUGCUGGUUCUAGUAGUUUAAAAGUACAUAUGCGUACACAUUCUGGUGAAAAACCAUAUGAAUGUAGAUUUUGUGGUAAAAGUUUUGCACAAUCUGGUGCGUUAACGACACAUGUCUAUACUCAUACAACAAUUAAAGGGAGAUUUAAUAAGUCGGAUACAACGGAGGAAUUACCCACUAUAACUUUGCCAGGUGAAAAUGUUCAAGUACCAACGAUAUCCAGUAUAUAAACUAAAUUCUAAGGCGUUUACGUAAUACCUAUGGGCAUUGAAUAUGAUAAUAUACAGUGUGUUCCAUUCAAAAAUAGACAAAUAAAAUCAUGAUUUAAAAAAAAAUCUGACAAAAAUAUUUAUAAUAUUAAACGAGCGCGUAAAAACUGAGCAAUACAAAUUUCAAAAGAAAAUUUCGACAAUCAAUCUUUACUUUGAAAGGUUAGAGUUCAGAAAAUACAAGUUUGGGCGUGAAUUGGAAUCAGAAUAUAUUCCAAGAGCUGGUGAGACGUUUAGAGCACGGAUAUUACCCAUCUAGUUAUAAAGUUUAAAAGUAUCGUCUAUAAUAGUUGUAUAGGUAAUGAUAAUUAUUCUCGCUGGCAUUCAUAAUUGGGACAAGUACUGUGCAAGGUAAAAGUAAGGUGAAAUAUAAGUGGUGGGACACCGAACCAGACCAUAACAAUGAUAUUGUUUAAGAUAUUAACAAAAAUAUUUUUGACCCACACUAAAAUUUUAAUUGCGUGACAAGUAUAUUUUUUAAAUAAUAAUUCCAAAAAACCAAAUCGUUUCGUUGGCGCAAUGAUUUGCCACACACUGUAAAACAUAUACCUUGAAAUAGAGUGAGACCGAAAUCGGGAAAAAUGAAUAUGAGAGAGAUAUUUUAUUGGCAUAGAGCAUUCAUGUGCUUUGAUUGGUAAUAUGUAUACUCUUAAGUCGAAAUAAACGCAAAAGUUAUACCAUUCUAGGUGUUAUUACUAUAACAUUAAGUGUGAAACACAUAUAAUGUUAUAGCUAUAACACGUGUAUUUUUUGUGGCGCUUAGUGUACUACCGUAUAUCUUUAUUUAUUUAUGUAGUAUGCCAAUAAA